Acaulospora morrowiae is the source of this 300-nucleotide messenger RNA. Lineage: Eukaryota; Fungi; Glomeromycota; Glomeromycetes; Diversisporales; Acaulosporaceae. The record is from the annotation of a GenBank genome assembly.
AUGCUAGCUAUUGCUCAUUUUUGUUAUGAUUGGAUACAAAGUGUUCCAGUACUAUAUUCUCCACAACAAAUUGGUCCUUUGUACUUUAAGAGUAUGCACUUAGUCAGUAUUUUUGAAAUUAAUGACACUGGUAAUCAGCCUCAAUCUCAUCAAAUAAAUUAUCUUAUAGAUGAAGGAAAGUUUCCUAUAGAAGUAGCAAAGGGUGCAAAUACAACUUUAAGUUUGGUUUAUGAUACACUUAUUGAAUAUAACAGAAAUGAGAAGAACAUCAAGAUUACUUGUGAUAACUGUGGAGGAUAA